Capsaspora owczarzaki ATCC 30864 is the source of this 734-nucleotide messenger RNA. RefSeq lists its product as hypothetical. Lineage: Eukaryota; Filasterea; Ministeriida; Capsasporidae. The transcript is spliced from 5 exons. Bases 17 to 697 code for a protein of 226 amino acids. The record is from RefSeq and is a predicted model, not a curated record.
CCGUGCUGUAUAUUCAAUGAGCUCGGUUCGCAUCGAAGUCGCCGGGCGAUCCGUCCAAGUCCGCGAAGACCUCUCGAUCGACAGCACCGGCGCCAAAGUCUGGAACACUAGUAUUGUUCUGCUCCGGCACUUGGAAAAGAUGCGCCGCAAGCUGAAGUACGAUCAACCAGGAAGGCGUGUGCUCGAGCUUGGCGCUGGCUGUGGAUUGCUUGGAAUCAGUUUGGCAAGCAUGGGCUGGCACGUUACAGUCACCGAUAUGGCCGUCAUGCUGCCGUUGUUGCGCGAGAAUGUUGCGCAGGCAAGAAGCUCUGUUGCGACGACAGAUGAGCAAGAUGCGUCCAGUAACACGACACGAUUGGAAAGUGGCGGGACUUUGACAGUUCGCGAACUUUGCUGGGGAGAGACAGAUCUCUCCGAAUUCAAUGGGCCAUUCGACUGUAUUGUUGGCACCGAUGUUGUCUUUCUCGAACGGCUGGUCGAUCCAUUGAUUAAUACGCUGGAUCAGCUUGGAGACACGUCGACCAAUGUGUUUAUUUGCAUUGAGCCGCGCAACGCUGUUGCGUACGACAUGUUUCUGAAGCGAGCAGAGCAGUUGUAUGAUAUCAAGCAGUUGACACCCGACGCCGAGUUUCGAGAUGACUUUGUCAAGCUAUUCCAGCUGCGGAAACGCUUUCUGGCAACGUCGUCCGACGAAUGAUUUGUUCAUGUUAAAAAUUGAUAUUAUUAGUACUGUA